UGCCUCGAAGCGGUAUGGCGUUUGGUCUUCGAUUUCCUCUACGGCGGCGGGACUGUCAGAAUCGACCUCGCAACAUUAUGGCCGCGAACAAGAACGCUCCGGCUUUAGCUACCAGAAAAACUACCAGAACUCCAAUCCCCACAGAGCCUCCCCAGGGGAAGUGGCGCGAGCAGAUGGAGGGGAUAAGAUCCACGCGGAGGUCGCGGGACGCGGCUGUUGAUUUCGCAGGGGCAGGGGCUUUGAGAGAUUCAAGCGCAGGCAGUGAAGACGACGUACGGUUCCAGGUGUUGAUGUCUGCGAUGCUCUCCAGCCAGACGAAGGACCCCGUCACCGCGGCCGGCUUGAACCGGAUGAGACAGGCGUGCGCGCCAGCUCCCUUGGGAGCAGCUGCUCUUCUCGCAACUGGCAUGGACGAGGACGCGCUGACGGAGCUACUCCAUCCCGUCAGUUUCAAGAAGACCAAGGCGAGCCAAGCAUAUCUUGAUGGUGUGCAAACGGUUAGCCGAGGCAGAGGAUGGUCGGCAGGCUGGAGCCAUCCCCGAUACCGUCGAAGGUCUGCUGGAACUCCCGGGGGUCGGGCCGAAGAUGACGUAUCUCGUCAUGGACGUGGCCUGGGGACGGAACGAAGGGAUCUGCGUCGACACCCAUGUGCACAGGAUUAGCAACCGUCUUGGAUGGGUAGACACGUGGAACAGGAACAGACCCAAGGCCCAGAACCCGGAGAAAACCAGGAAACACCUGCAGGCGUGGUUACCUCGCGAGCACUGGUCGGAGGUCAACGAGUUAUUGGUGGGAUUCGGGCAGCAGGUCUGCUUCGCGACGAGCCCGUCGUGUUCUGCUUGUGGCAUCAGCGGCCUAUGUCCCUCGGCAGAUAGACAUGGCGACCUUGCUCUAUCGCCAAGCAAGUGACGUAUUGAGUAACGUAUGAGAGUACGUUAUCCGUUGCAGCUUUGAACUGCUUUGGCAUUGAGUCGUUAUGGCAGUACCGCGGAAAGGACUGCGGAGCACACCCUCGACCAAGCUGGGAACGCGGCGGCGUGAGCCAUGCUAGUUUUUGGUAACUAAUAAUUAGUUUUUUUAUUGUGCCUGUUUUCUGUUUGUUUCGCUUUGUUUGGCAGGACGAAUACCCUGAUGCUUUGAAUCGGUAGGCAUUACGGCGGGGUAUGCACAGUUUUGCAGCGUGUUUGAGGAUUCAGCUUAAGCAAAAGGCCUUUCUCGUCUACUAAUAGUCCUCGCCGAAGGACACAGAAAGAGUAAUGCAUGCCGCUUGGCGCCGCCGCCGUGGUACAGGCGUCACAACCGAACGAUGUUGCCGUUGAUGAUGUUGCGCACGUGCUACUCACGACAUGAUUUCCCCACACGUCUUGUUGUCGAUCGAUGAUUCAGGGCAUUUAACUGAUUGACUUUGCGGCAUUGUCGUGCGGUUAGACUACGGUAGUCUGUCUCAUGUCCAGGUCGAGCAAGAAAAACCAGAAUUCGGGCAGCAUGAGUACAGCAGUGUAGACCCAGAUGCGGUAGACUCGUGGAUAUGGCGGACACGUACGAGGAGGUGGAUUGACAGUACCAUCAUCGCAGGCGGAUGCAGUUUCGAACGGGUGGUGCGGCGCAUGAGCGGCAAAUGACAACGAUUGGGCGGCUCUUGGACCCUCGCCGGGUGUUGUUAGCCCACGGGUGGCCUCUGAGCGGUCCAUGGGCGGUCGAUGACCCAUGUUGACCCAAGAACGGCCCAUGAGCGGCUAUUUCGACCCUUGACGAGACUCAUGCCAACUGCUGUUGGGCCGACGUAUGGAUUGAUGGGCCAUUUUGGUACUUACUGACUGGAUCAAAAACCACCCGUUCAGGCGUCCAAGCGGGAGAUUAGCCCGGGCAGGUGGCAUGCAGUUGGGAUCUUCACGCAGAUACGGAACGAGAGACUGAGAGACAUGAGACCAGUUACAGUAGACCACAAGACCGGGCAGCCGGGUCGAAGGAUCGAAGAGAUCGGACCAUCGGGAGCUACAGCAGCAGAUGUUCUCCUUCGGCGGCUACCUCCGCAGUGCCAAUUCGUGUGCGGGCUAGCCGCGUAAUAAGUGUUACUGUCACUUCCUAUCGUUUCGGCGGCGCCGACUGCUUAGAGCUUCUUGUCGUUUUGUCGAUUCGGACGGUUGUCGUUGCCAACGGUGUUUUUCUUGCUUUUUCUUUUUUCUUUUUUCUGUUCCGACACCUGUUGUUUCGAUAUUUAAGGCGUUGACGCGGCUCUUGUCCUAUUGUGUUGUUGUUUUCUCUGUGUUCGUUCGUAGCCCCCGUAUUUUCCUUUUUCCCUAUCUACCUUUUCAAGGUUGGGUGAAACGAUGGUCUUGCGACUCAUCGUGCGAGAGGUGUGGGAGGGUGAGUCUUGGAAUUUUGGAGCUAGCUCCGCAUCCUUGAUCCUUGCAUUCUGGGAUUCGACAAAUACUGUAGUUGCCAUAUUCCGAGAUUUGAAGUGUAUCUGCGGGUUUAUUUGUGUAGAAGGACCUCCAGGGUGGGCUAAGAAGUGUUGCUGGGUUUGCAUUUAGCAAUUUUCAACGGUUUUGCGGAGUAAUUCCUGUGAGGAAAGUACGGGAAAUGGAUGCACCUCGUGAUAGAAGAUAAAAGAGAGCACAGGACCUUUGUGGUCCCGUUGAGAGGAUCACAUGUCCUCCCCCUCUGUGCGCAGUCUUCAAGCGCAGACCAACAGCAAGCACUGCUGUUUUAAGAGAUGACAUGAAUUAAUAAACGAUUCUUC
Ectocarpus sp. CCAP 1310/34 is the source of this 2743-nucleotide messenger RNA. Lineage: Eukaryota; Phaeophyceae; Ectocarpales; Ectocarpaceae. The record is from the annotation of a GenBank genome assembly.